Messenger RNA from Apiotrichum porosum, 1254 nucleotides. RefSeq lists its product as uncharacterized. Gene Ontology annotation, biological process: mRNA splicing, via spliceosome. The record is from RefSeq and is a predicted model, not a curated record. Gene Ontology annotation, molecular function: U1 snRNA binding; mRNA binding. Lineage: Eukaryota; Fungi; Basidiomycota; Tremellomycetes; Trichosporonales; Trichosporonaceae. The transcript has 3 exons. Bases 1 to 1254 code for a protein of 417 amino acids. Gene Ontology annotation, cellular component: U2-type prespliceosome; U1 snRNP; precatalytic spliceosome.
AUGUCGUCCCUCCUCCCGCCCAACCUGCUGCGGAUGUUCGCGCCGCGGCCGCCACUGCCGUACUUGCCGCCGUUGACAAAGGACGACUCGGACCGCGGACCCAACAAGCUCUCCGGCAUUGGCUCGCUCGUGAAGCGGCUGCGCGACGAGGCCGAGGAAGCCGAGCUCAAGCAAGGCCUCGAGGACAAGCCUGCCGCGGACGACGAGGUCAAGAAGGAGGCAGAGGAUGGCGCGGACGAGAAGAUGGCCGUGGACGAGGACGGCGAGGUCAAGGACGGCGGCGCGGCCAAGGACGUCAAGGGCAAGGGCAAGGCCAAGAAGUCGGACGCCGUGACCGCAGCCGGCGUCAUUGGCCAGGAGGCCGUCAAGAUGCGCCGCGAGUUGAGAAAGAAGCGCCAGGAGGAGUACAAGAAGGGCGCCGAGAAGGACUGGGACCCCAACCACGACGCAAAGGUCGUCGGCGACCCGUACAAGACGCUGUUCAUCUCGCGCCUGUCCACCAAGGCGACCGAGACCGACCUGCGCCACGAGUUUGAGGUGUACGGCCACAUCGAGGAGAUCCGCAUUGUGCGCGGCCACAAGAACAAGAGCCGCAACUAUGCCUUUAUCGUGUACGAGCGCGAGCGCGACAUGAAGGCCGCGUACAAGGACGCCGACGGCAUUCCGAUCCACCACAAGAAGAUCCUCGUCGACGUCGAGCGCGGCCGGACCGUCAAGGACUGGAAGCCCCGGCGCCUCGGCGGCGGUCUCGGCGGCCGCCCCAAGCCCGUCGACCCGGCCACCAUCGCGCCCCAGUUCAACAGCUUUGGCGCCGGCGCACCGCGCGGCGGCGGCUUCCGGGGCGGCUUCCGUGGAGGCUUCCGCGGGGGACCUCCUCGCGGAGGCGGGUUUGGCGGCGGAGGAGGCUUCCGCGGUGGGUCACAAGGCGGCGGCGGCGGGUACCGUGGGGGACCUCCAUCGGGCGGCUUUGGCGGACAGGGCGGCUACGGCGCACCCGGCGGUGGCUACGGCGCACCUCGCGGCGGCCCACCAAGCGGCGGAUUCGGCGGCGGCGGUGGUGGUGGUGGUUAUGGCGGUCCCCCCAGCGGCGGCCCACCUAGCGGCUACGGUGCUCCCUCGAACGGAUACCAGGGCGGCCCCCCCGGCGGUGGCUACAAGCGCGACUACGACGCACCAAGCGGCGGUGGCGGCGGCUCGUACGGCGGCGGUGGUGGCGGCUACGAGGACCGCGACUCGAAGCGUCCGCGCUACUAG